AUGACAAACAACUUUGAAUUGGCCCGACGGAGGCGCAACAGACCCUCCUACGUCUGUAUACCCUGUAAAACCCGUAAAGUCAAAUGUGAUAAGGGAAGACCAUGUGCUUCGUGUGUCACUAACAACCUACAAGAAUUCUGUCAAUACGAGCUGCCUAAAGAAUCCAAGAAAGAUCACGAUAUUGAAGGAGACCAUAUCAUUAAGCAUAAGCAUAACAAUGAUGACCUGUUUCAGCUUCCACCAAUUAGAAACGACGAAGAAAAAGUGAUGAUCUCAAAGCUGGAACUUGCCGAGCUACAAGCAGCUGCCAACAGUCCUGAAGUUUUACCACAAAACAUACUUCCAGUGCAAGAGUUUAGCUUCAAAACCAUCUCUAAAACAUACUUGAAUCGUGAUCUUGGCGCGAUCCCUCUUGAGUGGCAACUGCUCCAUGAUCCCAAUGCCCCAGAAGACACAUGUUUUGCAACAUUUAUGUUGUUCAAACACAAAAUGAUAAACUUCACAUACCAAAGUACCCGGUUCAGCCCGCAGACCCCGAACGCCGAUGACAAGUCGUUUUUGGGAACUAAUCCAUACAUAUCCGAGGACGAAGAAAUAGACAUUCUGGGCAGCGGAGGCUUUUCCAGUGUUGCGAAUGUGGUAGGAACCUCAGAAUGUCUUACUUUUGGAUGGAGAAGUACCAUCUCGAAACAACCUUGCUUUCUUGCAUUGCGCAACUAUGUUAUCUCGCAAAGAGAAGCCGAGGCAGCCCAACCAAAACGACGGCCCUCCGUCCCUCCUCGCCAAAAAAAACCGACAUUUGACGAUAAGGCUCUGGCAGCCAACCAAACCAACCAAGAAGCCAUGGAUUAUCGACUUUUGACGUUGGAUCUUACCAACAAGGGCUCCAUCUUUGCACCUGAAACCACCUUGAUCGAACGAAUAAAGGCCGUUAUUCCCGAUAGAUCAAUCACUUAUAAGCUCCUUGCUCGGUUCUUUCGUCUAUUCAUCCCAUACUACCCUUUUAUUAAUCAGGAUACAUUCUAUCGCGAGAUUGAGAAAAUCAUUGGUUCUGAAAAUGAUAAAAGUGACAAAAUUGACCUCCAUCUUGAAAAGAGACUCGACUUGGCCCAUAUUGGAAUACUUCUUGUUAUCUUACGUUUCUCGUACUUAUCUUUCUUUGCAAAUGUUACUAAGGGCCAGGUUGUGGCCCCUUCCGACGAUUUACCACCCCAAAGAAUUCCAUUGUUCCUUGGUACACCUAUCGAAUUAAACGUAAUUGAAGUCGCUCGAGAAUGUUUCACACAAUUUCAAAAAAAGAAGAAAAUCAGUCUUGAGGUCCUACAAUGCGGGAUGUUUUUGUGGACGUACGGUUUGUUGUCUCCCGACGAAGAGGAAGGAGCAGAUGGUGGUGAAUACAUUAUACUGCAUGGCCUGUUGGUUUCCAUGGCAUACUCGCUCGGACUUCAUCGUGACCCAGAUUAUGUUGGGUAUGCUACAUGGAGUGAAGACAAGAAGAACAUUGGACGGCGAAUAUGGUACUACUUAACCAUCAUGGAUUUCACAGCCUGUUUUCUGACCGGGUACCCGUUACUCAUCAAUGCUCAAUAUUACGAUACCAAAUGUCCAUCACACGUUCACGGCUUUUCGAAUGUACGUGAUCUUGAAGUGGAGGAGGCAAUCAACGUGUUGUUCAAUUACGCCGAUGUUCUUAUCAAGGGACCCCUAAGUAGAGUUGUUGGGACACUUCUUGACCCGAGGUCCAAAAUCAAAGUGUCACAGCUUACCAUGAAUCUUAAUUUGCUGGAAGUUCAAGUAUUUUCUUUGUUUGGAAGAAUUGAGGACUACGUGAAGCCCUUGGAGAAAUCAACACCGUCAUACCAAUAUGCCAAAACCAUGAAGGCGAGAAUUUCAUUUGGUUUAAAAGCCUUUUUGAUGUUGAUGUAUCUUCAUCUUCAAAUGCAUUACGAGGCCAAAGGGGACUUAGACAUAGCCUUUUACUACUUCAAGAAGCUUCUUUGGAUGGGUCUUAAUGAGCUUGUACCCUACUUUUUCCCAAUGAUUGGCAAAGGGAGAGAACACUUUGGUGAAAGUGCCGAAAAGAUUUUAAACCCUCAAAUGCAAUACGUGUUGCAAGUUUGUAUUGAGCUCUCGCUCAUGGGGAUCAUAAGAAUGAAUGCGCAGAUGUAUAAAAUGAAGCUGGCUGCUGGCCACAGAGAGCGUAUGGCUAACGAUCCUGAAUAUGGAACGUACGUUCGUGUGGUCAAGGAGUUGAUUGGGUGUUUUGAGCAAUGUGCUAGAGCCGGUCUCAUGGCACUUUCCAUGUUAAGUCACAGGUACUAUUUCGCUUGGGGAGUGAGUAGAAGUCAUAACUACUUACUCAAAGUUGUGACAUCCGAUGACUUUUAUGUCCUGAGUGUCCUGAGUGCCUACUAUCAAACAUGCAAGGGCUAUUCGUUGACACAACUUCAGGAAAUGCUUGAAAUACUUAACACCAGCGUUAAUACCUUGCAAGUAAUUGCUGUUCAUUGUGACUAUCUCGACAUGUCAGCGAUCAGCAAGAAGAAUCCGCAGCAAAAAUCUCCUACGUCGAGUACGAAUGGCAGCGUGGAUGUUUCGAAAAAUGGAGGCGAUCUCAACACCGGAGCAAAGAUUAGCAGUCAGUUUGAAGACCUCAAUUUUGACAGCGGAGCCGAGAUCGAUAAACUUUGGCUUCGGAUUCUUUCUGAAAGAAAUCAAAAAGACCAAGAUAUUUUGCAAGACGGCGACAGAUUGAAUAUGGGCAUUUUUGACGAGAGGAAGAACGAGAUUCCAGGACACAUCAAGAAUAUCCAGAACCAAUCCGAUAUGAAGCAGUCACAGCAACAACUUCAACCUGAUCUGGGGUUUGGAUUCGAACCUUUAUUCGAUAUGGGGUCGCAAGCAGAAUAUGAAAUAGAUUUCGCCGAGCUCCAGACCCUUGGAGUUUUCAGUGAAUAUCCCCUCCAACACGUAUUCAAAGGGUAA
Meyerozyma guilliermondii ATCC 6260 is the source of this 2985-nucleotide messenger RNA. RefSeq lists its product as uncharacterized. The coding region runs from base 1 to 2985 and encodes 994 amino acids. Gene Ontology annotation, cellular component: nucleus. The record is from RefSeq and is a predicted model, not a curated record. Gene Ontology annotation, biological process: regulation of transcription by RNA polymerase II; DNA-templated transcription. The transcript has a single exon. Gene Ontology annotation, molecular function: DNA-binding transcription activator activity, RNA polymerase II-specific; RNA polymerase II cis-regulatory region sequence-specific DNA binding; zinc ion binding. Lineage: Eukaryota; Fungi; Ascomycota; Pichiomycetes; Serinales; Debaryomycetaceae.